AUGCAGGAGACACCGUUCUGCCUCAGAGUUGGACACCUUCUCCCCUACUCCAUGUCAGAUUCCAACACAACCGACUUCACCAACCCCUCCAGCUUCAUCCUGCUGGGCAUUCCUGGCCUGGAGGGGGCCCAUGUCUGGAUCUCCAUCCCCUUCUGCACCAUGUACACCAUAGCCGUCUUGGGGAACUUCACCAUCCUGUUCAUCGUGAAGAGGGAGCUGAGCCUCCAUGGGCCCAUGUACUAUUUCCUCUGCAUGCUGGCCAUCACCGACCUGGUCGUGUCUACAUCCAUUCUGCCCAAAAUGCUGAGCAUCUUCUGGUUCAAUUCCAGGGAGAUCGAUUUCAGUGCCUGUCUCACCCAGACUUACUUCAUUCACUGCUUCUCAGUGAUGGAGUCUGGGUUUUUCGUGGCCAUGGCUUUGGAUCGCUACGUGGCCAUCUGUGAUCCCCUGAGACAUUCAACUAUCCUGACAAAUCCCGUGGUGGCCAGGAUUGGGCUGGUUGUGGUGCUGCGCGGCGGCAUGCUCGCACUGCCCUUUCUCUUCCUGGCGAGGCAGUGGACAUAUUGCAGAACCAACAUCAUCCCCCACACAUACUGUGAGCACAUGGCCGUGGUGAAGCUGGCCUGCGCUGACAUCCGCGUCAGUAUUUACUAUGGCCUCUUUUUGGUAUUCUCUGGGAUUGGUCUGGAUGUAUUUUUUAUCACCGUGUCCUAUACCCAGAUCCUCAGGGCCAUCUUCAAUCUCCCCACAAAGGACGCCCGGCUCAAGACUUUUGGGACCUGCGGCUCCCACCUCUGUGCCAUCUUAGCCUUUUACACCCCAGCUCUCUUCUCCUUCCUCACGCAAUGGUUUGGCCACAAUAUACCCGAGCAUUUUCACAUUCUCACAGCCAACGUGUACCUCCUGCUGCCCCCCACGCUAAACCCCAUCAUCUACGGGGUGAGGAACAAACAGAUCCGGGACAGGCUGCUCCGGCUCUUUACUCAUAAAGGGACCUAA
Molecule: messenger RNA, 999 nt
Organism: Emys orbicularis (European pond turtle)
Lineage: Eukaryota; Metazoa; Chordata; Testudines; Emydidae
Product: olfactory receptor 52E4-like
Exons: 1
Coding region: 1-999 (332 amino acids)
Biological process (GO): G protein-coupled receptor signaling pathway
Cellular component (GO): plasma membrane
Molecular function (GO): olfactory receptor activity; G protein-coupled receptor activity
Source: RefSeq, a predicted model, not a curated record